This is a messenger RNA of Trichoderma citrinoviride, 1194 nucleotides long. Its product is annotated as purine and uridine phosphorylase. The transcript has a single exon. Gene Ontology annotation, molecular function: catalytic activity. Lineage: Eukaryota; Fungi; Ascomycota; Sordariomycetes; Hypocreales; Hypocreaceae. Gene Ontology annotation, biological process: nucleoside metabolic process. Bases 1 to 1194 code for a protein of 397 amino acids. The record is from RefSeq and is a predicted model, not a curated record.
AUGGUCUUUCCACGGCCGUCACAGCGUGAAGAUUUCGAGAUUGCCUUCAUAUGCGCCCUCGAAGUCGAAUUCGAAGCACUAUGCCUUGUCGUCGACGAAUUCUGGGACGAAGAAGAAAACGUUUACGGCAAAGUAGAUGGAGAUGCCAACAACUACCGUACCGGCCGCAUUGGCAAACACAACGUCGUCCUGCUGCUGCUAUCGCGCAUUGGCAAGGUCUCUGCAGCCAAUGCGGCAUCUAGCCUUCGCGCAAGCUUCCCUCGACUGCGUCUGGCCGCUUUGGUGGGGGGCUGCGCGGCGGCUCCUCGAAGCAAGCACACCGAUAUAUUACUUGGGGAUGUCAUCAUCAGCACCGGUGUAGUUCAAUACGACUUGGGCAGCAAGCAUCCAGGCGGAUUUGUACGAAAAGAUGGCGUCAAGAGCAGUCUGGGCAAGCCACACAAAGAAAUCGAAAACAUCUUAGCUGCGCUACAAGUGUCCACGAUGAAGGAUAAGCUCACGGGAAGGACAGCAAGUUUAUUGUUGAACAUGCAGGAAAGCACUUCCAGGCUUGGCUAUGGUGUCAAGUAUCAGUAUCCUGGUAUCCGUGAGGACAGACUUUUUGAAGCCAAUUACCUUCAUAAGCACCGAGCCACGGACUGCAUCAUCUGCAACCAAUCACCUGAUGCCGUGUGCAAAAAUGCGCUGCGCGCAUCCUGCGAAGAACUGAAUUGUCAAAGCCAUCAUUCGGUCUACCGGAAACGGCUUGAAGAAAAAUUGUUAUUGUGUCAAAAGGGGGACAUCUCGCAUCAAAAUCCAGCAAUAUGGUUCGGCACUUACGGCUCCGGUGAUACCGUGAUGAGGUCUGGCCAGGACCGAGACACCCUUGCGUUUGAAGAGGACGUGAUUGCCUUUGAGAUGGAGGCGGCUGGGAUAUGGGAAGAACUUCCCAGUAUCGUGAUAAAAGGAGCAUUUGAUUAUGGAGAUUCCCACAAGAAUAAGCGAUGGCAGGCAUUUGCUUCUGCAACGGCUGCUUGCGCCACGAGGGCAAUCGUAGAGCAACUUGCUUGGACAGAUAGAAGGGAGCUGAUGAUGUUUACACAAGGUAGAGUCAGACAUUGUUCAUGUGUACAGACGGAUGGUUUGACUGACACGUGCUGCAGUCAUCGAAGAGAACCAUACGAGCUACGGGGCCCAACAGACGAACGUGAUUAA